AGCAUGCAAAAGAGGUGUGGCUGAGAUAAGACAAGCACGCCCACUUCUUUAUUGCGCAUGCCUGAACUAAAUUCUCCACGUGCUCUCUUUCUUUGGUCUCAAAAUGCCUCCCAAACAGCAGCAGAAAGGAGGGCAGCAGAAAGGUGGCAAGCAAACAGCUAAAAAGCCAGCAGCAGCUAAGCCUGGCUCUGGUGGCAAAGCUAAAAAGAAGAAGUGGUCGAAAGGUAAAGUUCGUGAUAAAUUGAAUAACUUGGCUCUCUACGAUAAGCCGACGUAUGACAAGCUAAAGAAAGAGGUCCCUAACUACAAGUUGAUAACACCUUCCGUUGUAUCGGAGAGGCUAAAGGUCCGAGUGUCCCUGGCUCGUAGAGGAUUGGCUGAGCUCCUGGCCCAAGGAUUGAUAAAGGAAGUGUGCAAGCAUCAUAAUCAAGUUAUAUACACGAGAGCACCUAAAGGGGACGAAUGAUUUAUUGAUUAUUAAAUGUCUUCAUCUUUCUUUGUUUGAAAAUAAAACUGAUUUUAGUGAAAGUA
This is a messenger RNA of Amphimedon queenslandica, 531 nucleotides long. Its product is annotated as 40S ribosomal protein S25-like. NCBI's taxonomy places the organism in Eukaryota, Metazoa, Porifera, Demospongiae, Haplosclerida, Niphatidae. Bases 104 to 466 code for a protein of 120 amino acids. The record is from RefSeq and is a predicted model, not a curated record. The transcript has 3 exons.